Poecilia reticulata (guppy) is the source of this 606-nucleotide messenger RNA. RefSeq lists its product as uncharacterized. NCBI's taxonomy places the organism in Eukaryota, Metazoa, Chordata, Actinopteri, Cyprinodontiformes, Poeciliidae. Gene Ontology annotation, molecular function: protein binding. The record is from RefSeq and is a predicted model, not a curated record.
AACCAUGGUAGCUGCCAUUCUCGGGAUAGCAAUGACAUCAAUACAGGACGAAAUAUUCAACAGCGUUCUCUCAGGAGACGUAGAAGACUUACAGCAGGUUCUGGAAAGUUACGAUGCUACCGAAGAGUCAGAGGAGACCAAUUUGUUUGGAAAAGUGGACGAGAUGGGAAGAAAUGCCCUUUUAGUCGCCUCCAUGCUCGGAAAGAGCAGCGUUGUCCGUGAACUAGUGAAACAAGGCGCCAAGUUGGACGAGCAAACCGUCAGAGGGUAUACAUCGCUGCAUCUUGCUGCUUGUUGGGGCCAUCUGGACACAGUGAAGACCCUGCUUGAGCUAGGAGCUGACUUAAAGGCCAAGACCUUCAGAGAGGAGUCACCUCUGGACCUGGCCAAGAGAUACUCCCAGACAGACUGCAUUGUCCAUCUCACACAGGCUGAAAAGGAACUGGAAGCUCUUAUCGCUGCUGCAAACGAACCUCCCACAGCCACAAAGGAGACUGAAUCAAGUCACCAAAAUCCAAGAGCAAAGCAUCGGAAAAGCACUAAGUUUAGCUCCUAAUUUUAAGAACAUUAAUUAUAAACACAGUAAAAUAUUGACGUUCAUCAAUC